AUGGUUAAAAAUUGUUAUGCUCCUCUAACAAUUUUUAAUUUUUCUGCCCGGACAGCUCAAAAAACUUCAAAUCCCGAUAUCCUCUGCCUUUGUUCUUUUUCUUACGUGCCUAGAAAAUUACCAGCAGAAUUUAAUGGAUCAAACCAUCUUUCAAAUAAUUUAAUUGAUCGAACCUUGAAUGAAUUAGUUGGACCUUUGCGCAAACUUGCUUUAAAGGAGGAGGAAGUAGUUGCCUUGAAAGCCACCAUUAUUUUGGAUCCAAGUACAUAUAUUUAA
Molecule: messenger RNA, 276 nt
Organism: Meloidogyne enterolobii
Lineage: Eukaryota; Metazoa; Nematoda; Chromadorea; Rhabditida; Meloidogynidae
Source: the annotation of a GenBank genome assembly